Pocillopora meandrina is the source of this 1374-nucleotide messenger RNA. NCBI's taxonomy places the organism in Eukaryota, Metazoa, Cnidaria, Anthozoa, Scleractinia, Pocilloporidae. The record is from the annotation of a GenBank genome assembly.
AUGCGGAAUAAAAUAAUUUUUCUCCAGUUUAGCCCCAUGAUCCUUUGCGAAGUUGGAAGAAGCCCGGCUAUGGGACCAGUUGACGAGAUCGACGAGUAAACAUCUUAUAGCCAAUAGGGCAAAUCAUGGGUACUUAGCUUACAUAGGACAAACUGAAAUUUCAAAAAAUUAGAAUUUCUUGUAAAAUUAACGUCUUGAGUUGAUGUCGUAAAAGGAUCGCCACUCCACGUACAUUACUGAAGUUCUCGAGAUGUCUAACAAGUCGUUUGAUCUUUUAUAGAUUCCUUUUGCUUUUUGAGGUGUUACUAUAUCUAUGAUCAGUGUUAUAUUGCCAUAGAGAAGAGUAAUAUUUGCGAUCCGUUUCCAGUGUUAUACAUUCUUUACAAUAGAGAUGGCUGCAGUGGAUGUCGUCAAUAAACUACCACAAAAGUAUUUGAAUGUUCAUUUUUACAUAAAUCUUGUUUGGUUUAUUCCUAAAGCGUGAUUGCAUUUAACUUUUCAUUCUUAUUUUGUUCAGUCAAGAGUGUUGUUAUUUCCCUUGCUGUUGUUGUCGUCGUCUAUUAACGAAGAAUGAUUUUAGAAUUGUUUACUGAUUUCCCUUUUUAAUUACUAUAAGAUACAUCCCCAAUAUCAACUGGGCCGCCUUCCUGAUGAUAACUGCGAUUUUCAGCAUUCUUAAAACUCAAGGGCCUCGAGCUUAUCUCUUUAAGGUCCAUCUAAAAGCUGAAAAGCAAAAGUAUUUAUUAUAGAUCGAAAUCCUUCCCUGGUAUUUCGAGAAUACCACCUUGUUGAAGCCUCAAAAACAGCACAUGUAUUUCCCGAGAAGUAUAUGCUUUACUGACGAUAGCUUUCAAAGAAUUUUCAAUGAGAGUUCAAAACGUCAAUGGUCCACACAUUAUUCAAGAACUAAAAAACACAUAGCAUGGACGUAGAUACUUUGGGUCAGUUAUUUACACGAGGUCUGACCCAAACCGCGCUUUCACGCAAGCGGUGGGCCUAAGGGAUUUUUUAUAAAAGGGUUGAUUCAAUUAAACAGAUGUCCUUCCAAUAUCAGCAUACGGACUUCUUGAGACUGUCCACAAAAAUGAAUGUUCAGAUAAAAGGUUCGGCUAAGUUGAAGAUGGCUUAGAACAUAGUUUUGUUAAACAACGGCUAGACUUUGUUUAAAUAACCGGCCCUUAGAUUCUGGAUCUGCCCUGUCCUUCUAUUAUCGUCUAGUAUUGAUUUCGAUGUCUCAGUUAUACAUCAAUUCAAUGGUCACAUUGUAUUUUAUUACCAGGAGGGUACUCGAAAUGGUACUGCCUCCAUAGGAAGAACUCACGCUGGAUGAAGGAGGUCUGUGAAUGCGACAGUGUUAGUGGUACGAUGCUAUAA